UCAUUUUCAAGAGAAAGAUGAAGACUUCAAGGUUACCUGCAGGUCUCCCACCCGGUCCCAAGCCAUGGCCAAUCAUCGGUAACCUUGAUUUGAUGUUAAAGAAUAAACCGUUUUACCAUUGGAUAAAUAACACCAUGUCUCAAAUGGGCGUUGAGAUCUUUUGCAUCCGCUUAGGGAACAUCCAUGUGAUCCCCGUUACAUCUCCUGAGAUUGCAUGCGAGUUCUUGAAGAAAAACGACGCUGUGUUUGCUUCGCGUCCAAUUGUCCUAUCGGCCGAGGUGGUGAGUGGUGGAUUUUCCGCGGUUACAUUGACGCCUUUGAAUGAUCAAUGGAAGAAGAUGAGGCGUGUCUUGGCCUCUAGCAUCCUUUCUCCUGCCACCCACCAAUGGAUGCAUGAUAAAAGAGCCGAGGAGGCUGACCAACUCAUUCGAUAUGUCUACAACGUUAUGAAGAGCAACAAUGGUGUGGUGGAUAUCAGAUUCGCUUCACAACACUAUUGUGGGAAUGUGAUAAGAAAAAUGAUUUUCAACAAGAGGUUUUUCGGGAAAGAGGUUGUAAACGGAGGACCUGGAGUCGAGGAUGUGGAACAUGUGGCUGGCCUUUUUUCUAUACUCAAAUAUACGUACUCUUUUUGUAUUUCUGACUACAUUCCAUUUCUUCGACAUCGGUUUGAUCUCGAUGGUCAUGAGAAAUUAGUAAGGCAGGCCAAUGAGAGUGUUAGAAAAUACCAGGACCCAGAUAUAUACGCGAGGAUUAAACAAUGGAAGGAAGGAACACGAAUUGUUAACGAGGACCUUCUUGACAUGCUAAUCACUCUAAAAGAUGACGAAGGGAACACUCUAUUGACGGCUGAGGAGAUUAAAUCCCUCGUUUUGGAAAUAACUGUUGCAACCGUUGACAACCCGUCAAAUGCGGUUGAAUGGGCUCUUGACGAAAUGUUAAACCAGCCACAUAUAUUCGUGAAAGCCCUUCAAGAACUAGACGAAGUUGUUGGAAAAGAUCGGUUCGUCCAAGAAUCUGACAUGUCAAAUCUCCAUUACAUUAGAGCUUGCAUAAAAGAGUCUUUUCGAAUCCAUCCAUUUGCACCUUUCAAUCUCCCUCAUGUGUCCACUCGUGACACCACAGUGGCUGGUUACUUCAUACCAAAAGGAAGUCAUGUUCUCUUGAGUCGUCCAGGUCUAGGACGAAACCCUAGGAUUUGGGAUGACCCUCUUCUGUUCAAGCCCGAGCGCCACCUUAAAGAUGACAAGUCACAAGUGAUCUUAAAUGAUCCGGAUCUCCGUAUAUUCUCAUUCAGCAUAGGUCGACGUGGUUGUGCUGGAGUCAACUUAGGGACUACAGUUUCAGUGAUGCUCUUAGCUCGACUUCUUCAAGCUUUCACAUGGUCUCCACCACCAAACACUCCUUACAUCAAGUGUGUUGAAGGUGCUAGUGAAAUGCUUCCUUCCAAACCUCUUCUUGCCUUUGCAACGCCCCGUUUGGAUGAGAAGAUGUACUAUUCACUAUUCGAAAAUUAGAUAUGCAUGAGCUUUGGAUUUCGUUAUCAACAGGGUUAUUGAUGUUGCA
Impatiens glandulifera is the source of this 1566-nucleotide messenger RNA. Its product is annotated as tyrosine N-monooxygenase-like. NCBI's taxonomy places the organism in Eukaryota, Viridiplantae, Streptophyta, Magnoliopsida, Ericales, Balsaminaceae. The transcript has 2 exons. The record is from RefSeq and is a predicted model, not a curated record. Gene Ontology annotation, molecular function: heme binding; oxidoreductase activity, acting on paired donors, with incorporation or reduction of molecular oxygen; iron ion binding. Bases 18 to 1517 code for a protein of 499 amino acids.